UUACAGAACGAACUUUCAGUCCUCGGCCUACUCGGCAAGUGUGCGUCGGUUCACCGUGAGUGCAACUUCAAUGGUGUCGAAAGCUCGAUUGCGAUAGUGCCAAUGAUGUAAUUGGUGUGAGUGUGAGCUUUUGCUGCAGCUUUGCUGUGAGUUAUGUGCUUAUGAUGAUUUGUGCGCAUUGAGAAAAAUGAUGGCCGGGAGGGAAGUGCUGUAUCUCGUCUUGCUGGCCGCCAGCGUCUUCAUAGGACACGGCUAUUCGAGUCCCUCGCCAAUCAAAAGAACUGAUCCGAAGAAAGACCACUGCAACAAAACGGUGGAAAUUUACGAGGACGUCGCAAGUCCGGAAGUGACGAGUGAGAACUUCGGGAAACCGAUGACAUGUUGGUACAGGUUUCGGUCGUUCCGCGGAACUCCCAAAGAUUGGAUUCUUCGGAUAAAGUUCAACAAAUUCAAAGUGGGUGUUUUGCUCAACGCUAGCCACUGCGAGGGAGGAUAUAUGCAGAUCGUCGAUGGCAACGCAAAGACGGACGUCUCAAACCGCAAAGAGCCCGGCAUUUUUUGCGGUGAGAGUGAACAACCUCAAACUUUCAUGUCGGAAACGUCUUUCGUGAAGGUUGUGUUUCAUAGCGAUAAUUUCACCGACCAAACUUACUUUAGUUUCGAUACGCGAGCCGAACAACAACUCGUUGUAUAUUUGAGGUAUGGCCAGCACCCGGAACUUUAUCCAAAUAGACGAGGGGAGGUCGUUCAGGGGUCUUACUGCGAGAGGAUAUUCCGGGACUGCCGCCUUCAAACUUGUUACGUGCAAUCUCCGGCCUAUCCCGGAGUCUAUCCCCGGAAUUUGCACUGCAGAUAUUACCUGAACACAAGACUGCCUUUCAUCAAGCUGUACAUCGAGAACGAAGAAUUCAACAUCGACGGACAGCGAUGCGAAAAUAUCAUGACAUGUCCCAUGAGGCCGAUAUCCUCAGGCCAGGAGAAUUGCCCCUACGACUACAUAAAAAUCUACGACGGAAAGAACGAGUUGAGUCCUGUUAUUGGAACGUUUUGCGGGAUGGGAAAGUUCCCGUACUCCAUUAUAGGCACAUCUCAGGACCUUUUCGUGGAGUUUGUUUCGUCGCCGGCAGGCCCUUUGCUCAACACUGGUUUCCACUUCAACGUCGGAAACUGGCCAGGCCACGUGGAUACGGCCGGGAGUCGAAACGGCACCUGUGACUGGCUCCUGUCCUCCGAGAGUCUUCGAGCAUCUGGAGAUUCCGAAGGAAUUUUCCUCUCCGUAGCCCACUGGUACCCCCCACAUACCAGCUGUACAUAUCUCAUGCAAGGGGAAGAGGGCGAAAUCGUCCGACUAUAUUUCCCCAGUUUUCGGAUAAACCGAAUCGAGUCUCCAAUCCAGCCAAUUGAAGGCGACUGUGGCGAGUCGCUCACUCUUUACGACUCCUCCUGGCCUGACGACUCAAAAAUCAUCAAGACUUUCUGUGAUACCUUCUCCAAAGCAAUGGAAAAGCACGAUUUCGUCUCAACCGGAAACGCCCUCUUCGUUCGCUUCGAGAGCAAAACCGGGAGUUACAGCGGCUCGUCUUUGUACUAUUGGGCCCAUUACGAUUUUUUCAACAACACGAAAUUGGGCGAACCAGUGCCUGGCAAACCCUGCGAUGAAGUGUUCGCUUCGUGGAGGCAAACUCGAGGCUGGUUGAGGUCUCCGCUGAACACUUUGGUUUACAAGCAGACACAGUCGAGUGAAGAUGUGCAAUGUUUGUACCGUUUUGUUACCGAUCGGAGACUUUUCGCUCGUGUUAUUUUGACUAUAACGAACAUCGAUUUCAAGGAGAAUCCAUACAAUCAAGCGCCUUGCUCAAAUUGUUUGGAGGAUCGAGUUGAUAAGUUGGUAAUUUGGGAGCCUCUUCCUCCGGGGGCUAACACCUCGUAUCCGCCGAUACCGUUGACCAAGGCGGCCCAAAGUGGCAAUGUGACUUGCUUGUGUAGCAAGCACACUUCUUCGACUCAAAUCAUAUCAAGAGGAGAACAACUUAAUCUUCAGCUGAUUGUGGAUAGUGCGCAUUCGGCGUUGAGCUACUUCAAACACAAUUCGCCGCUUUUUGAAGCCACGUAUGAGUUUGUGCACGGGCCGCUGUGUGGGCCUCCAAUUAUUCAACCACUUCUAAAUGGUGAAAUCCACUACCCUUACUACGAAGCCAUCGGCUACGUGGAGCCUCCCAAAUCAAUCCGCUGCAUCUGGGAGAUUAAAGUAAACCGAGAGCGCGACCUUUGGUUGCACUUCGACCGCAUUAAAUUCUCCUCAAAGGCUUGCGACGACGGGAUAGUGGACAUCUUCCUCAAAGGUCGUCUCGAGCCAUACUUAUCGAUCUGCGGCGAGAACGUUUCUCUCGUCAAAGAACUGCCAGUGUUGUCAGCGGCCGAACUAAGUCCUGAUGGAACUGAACCGGGAGUUACAAUCCAGUUCAUCGGGAGAACAUCACCAACGAGGGCAGCUUUCACUAUAGCGUGGACGGAGUUGUUCCAUUUGCCGAGGAAUCAAGACGGAAGUCUUAUGUCUUCGAGACUUACAGGCGGAGGGAAUGUCGAAGACGAUGAGGGAUGCGGGUUUGUGUGUCCGGGAGAGGCAGGGUUGUGUAUAGCUGCGGGACUUGUUUGUAAUGGAGUGAUUAAUUGCCCGAAUGUUACCGAUCACAAAGGUACCACCUUUAGUGACGAAUCUGCGGAGUUGUGCGUGUCGGAACACAGCCCCGAGAUCAAUUGGAUUUACGUGGGGGCGGCGGCAGUGUCAGUGUUACUCCUCCUGUGUUGUUUUUGUGUCUGUUUAUGCAGGAGGUGUUGUAGAUACUGUUGCAGCGACGACUAAAGUUCAAUUUUACGAAACCGAAGCCUUAAUGAACCUUUUUAACGAAAAAAUACAAACUAAAAGUUCAAGUCUUGACUACGUGACAAUCCAACAAUAAAUUUUCCUUUUGUAAAAACCGCAAUGUAGUCCAAGACUUGACCUUUUAAUAGAGACUUAAAGCGAAGUGAAGUGCACAUCGAUGGAACUUUUUGGCAAAGCACUCACGUUUAGUUUAGGGUCUUUAGAGUACCGUUGUAUUAUUUCCAAGAGAGAUUUGAACCUUGCACAGUUUUUACGAUUCAACAAAUAAAGCGAUCAUGUUCUAAAA
Messenger RNA from Tribolium castaneum (red flour beetle), 3170 nucleotides. RefSeq lists its product as uncharacterized. Gene Ontology annotation, cellular component: plasma membrane. Bases 188 to 2863 code for a protein of 891 amino acids. NCBI's taxonomy places the organism in Eukaryota, Metazoa, Arthropoda, Insecta, Coleoptera, Tenebrionidae. The record is from RefSeq and is a predicted model, not a curated record. The transcript is spliced from 9 exons.